AGUGUACGCGUAUCAAUUAUUUUCAGUUCUCCACGUACAUAUAGCUUAAGAAGUGUAUGGUAUACUAUGUUUUAGGAUAAAGGACCAAUUGAUGGUGGUGAGCCUGUCGUAGUUGGUACACAGCCAGGGACAGAUGAAAAACCAACUGCUGACACAGAGAUGGUAGAAAAUCCAUCAGGUUUACCUGCAACAUCUGGACAGGUAUAUGGUCUGCUAAUAGUCAAAUGUAGUUUUCCAUAUGUGUACUCACAUAAAGCUUAAGACGUGUAUGGUAUAUUUGUUUCAGGGAGAAGAACAUGGUGCCGGUCUUGAGAGUGAAGCAAAUGUUGGGGAGCAACCAGAAAUUUGUGAGGAUAAUGAUAGAGAUACAUCUUCUCAGGCUGAACACACCGAGGAACCCGGUGUAAGUGUUGAUGCGGGAGAUGUACCCAAUGUAGUUCCAGAGAGUAAAGUGGAUGACUCAGUACUUGAGGGCACCCUAGGGGAUCCCUCUUCACCAUUUGCAGUAGUUAAGAAUGUGUUACAGGAGUUGGCAACGAAAGCCUCCAUGGAUGUGGAUGCAGCUAAUGUAAAGGAGGGAGUGUUGGAGCAGCAGGGGAUUGUCGACGGGGUGGAAGAACAAGAGGAUUCAAACCCAGGGUUAGAUGAAGCAGACACGACAGUUGGUACACUGGAAAAUAUUGUGAGUAUCUUCCCAGUAAAUAUUAUCAUUACAUUUUGAAAUUGUUUAAUCAUGGUGUUUACAAUAAUACUUCUUUACAGGAUG
Messenger RNA from Arabidopsis lyrata subsp. lyrata, 766 nucleotides. RefSeq lists its product as uncharacterized. The record is from RefSeq and is a predicted model, not a curated record. The coding region runs from base 239 to 721 and encodes 160 amino acids. NCBI's taxonomy places the organism in Eukaryota, Viridiplantae, Streptophyta, Magnoliopsida, Brassicales, Brassicaceae. The transcript is spliced from 4 exons.